Myotis lucifugus (little brown bat) is the source of this 3617-nucleotide messenger RNA. RefSeq lists its product as uncharacterized. The record is from RefSeq and is a predicted model, not a curated record. Lineage: Eukaryota; Metazoa; Chordata; Mammalia; Chiroptera; Vespertilionidae.
AUGCUGAGACCAGUAACCAGUGACAGUGUGACCAGUAACCUUCGUACUGGAAACAAGCGCUCUUUCGCUUCACCCACUCAGACAUCCUCAUCCCUUGCAUCUACAAUUAAUAAAAUUUCCUCUUCUUCUCUGACCAUGUCAGAGAAUUUCCAAAAUCCACCUUUACUUGGAACUUCAAAGUCUCUGCAGCUCUCUCUUCCUGUGGGGAGCACUGCAGCCUCCCUCACAGGACGAGUCUGCAGUUUCCCCAGAGUCUCUGCUCCAGCCGUCACAUCAGCAUGGCUCCUACCAUCAGUCUCUGGCACCUCUUUCCAACCUCUCAUGGGUAGUGCCUACCUUUACCAACAUUCUAGCACAACUAUGUUGUCUGGAGUUACUGGCCAGAGCCAGAUCUCCACUCCAGCUGCUUCCAAUCCUGGUAUUUUUGAGUGGGCGCUCACAGGAGGCACUGGAAAGAAGUCCUCAUCCAUCCGAGACUUCACGGUGACUGUCAUUGACCAGGACACAGCUGUUUCUUCCAUGUCGAUGGCAUCCCAGUACAAUAAAACCUCAGAUGCCACUAACAUGGUCCCUCUGUAUCCAUCACUUUCUGCCAGCCUUGUUCAUGGGGCAUCAUCUCAGAUUCCAAAUCAGGGACAGAGCUGGUCACUUCCCUACCAGGAUGGAAGUCAGCUCUAUUUUUACAAUCAAGGCACACUAGGGCCUCUGCUCUCUGCAGAACGUGGCCCCUACCUGCAAUCCUAUGGCUCUGUGUCUUACCCAGAGAGCAGGGCCUCUGCCCCUCAACCAGAAAUGGUCAUGGUGCUAAGGGAGGUCCAGCCCACAAAUGUGAUACCACCUGCCUCCACCUCUGCAAUCUACUACUCUGUGCCUGCUCAACCCAUCACAGAGACAAGUUUUCAAGUGAUGGAGACUUCCCUUGGAUUGCAACCUCUAAGCCAAACAUUUUGUCCAUCACAAAACCCAGAAAUCCCCAAGUCUUGUAGUGGCAUCAAUAUCCAGAUACUUGACAGCAACCCACCACCUGAACUUGGGGACAUUUCAAUGGCAGCUCCGGUCCACAGUCCUAGUAUUUACCUGGCACUGCCUCCAGCUCCAAGCCAGGAACAGAAAGGGAAUAGGAAUUUGGAGGACAUGAAAACCGUGCUUUCAAAGCCUCUGGAUGCUUACCAGAUCCCAACAGAAAACCAAGAGCCUCCACUGCUCCCUUUAGAAAUCCCCGACAUUCCCCAGCUCCUGGCCUGCUUUGAUCCCCUUGGCUAGGAGGAGCAGCCUGGUUGGGAAAACACUGGUCUGGGAAAGAACAGCCUGAGUCUUAAGGACCAAGGGACACUUGAAAAUGGGACUGAAUCCAAUGAUGGCUUUGCAGACAUCGCCACACUGGUGGAGGAUAUUCAGCUUCCAGUGGUCCUAAAUGCCUUGGAUGAACUUGAUCAAUCCAAAGGUCCCAAGGUAUUCCAAACCAAAGAUACCAGAGCCAUCAAUUUGAACAAGGUGCAGAAAACAAGUGUCAUUAAUGCUCCCUCUGAUCAAGACAGGAAGAACCUAGUCAAAAUCCAGCCUGAGAAUCCAGAUGGCAUGUUGGUGGGAGAAGUGGCUGUUUCCAAUGCUGCAGCCAGUGACAGGGCUCCUGAAAACAGGGCCAAGAAUUCUAACAAACCUCAGAAAGCAGGGCCAAGAAUUCUAACAAACCUCAGAAAGCUGCCCCCAACAGGACCAGCAAAACCAAGAGAGAAAACAACCCCAAGAAAAAGAACCAGAGAAAACAACCCCAAGAAAACUGGAGAGAGUAAGCAGUCAGGGAACAAAGUCAAGGCAGAGGAGAAGCCAAACAUUCCAAAGAUGAAGCGGAAGAAAUACCACCCUGAGCUGACCCAAGAGACCUUCAAAAAGCCCCGGAGCUCCCUGGGUAUGCAUAUGCUGGAGUCUGUGCAGGUUUUUCAUGCCCUGGGGAAGAAGAGUGAUAAGAAAACUGAACUCUCUUCCUCCCGGGCCCUGGGACACUCAAGCAACCCCAAAGGCCCCCAGCCAUCCCUAGCUAUCAGACAAUGGCUGGAGACCCGCCGUGAGGGCAAAGGUCCUGAGAAAGCUCCAGUCAAACGCCAGAAACCAGAUGGCAGUGCUGAAAAGGAGUGUUCAUCUCCAUCUGAGUACGAGCUGCCACCACCUGGGAAGGUCAAGUUGGUACCUUUGAUUUUUCCAACUUUGGACAAGCCCCAAGCUCGACCUGUUCCUCGCAGGCCACUGUCUCUGGCAUCACGUCAGCCCGCCGGGGCUAACCGUGCCCAGCCUGGUUCUAAGUCAGCUCAACCUACUGCAGUCAAUUCAUCUCAGCCAACAUCUGCAUCUAUGAUGGGUCCUGCCAGACCAGCUCUGCCAAUUUCAACCAAUCCUGAUCAGCCUGGUUCUAACUCAGCUCAACAUGCUGCAGUCAAUUCAUCCCAGCCAACAUCUGCAUCUAUGAUGGGUCCUGCCAGACCAGCUCAGCCAGUUUUGAUGAACCCAGUCCAACCAGAUUUGACCAACUCUGUUGAGCCUGGUUCUAAUUCAGCUCAACUUACUGCAGUGAAUUCAUCCCAGCCAACUCCUGCAUCUUUGACAGGUCCUGCUAAACCUAUUUCAACCAAUGCAGUCCGACCAGGUUGGACCAACCCUACCCAGCCUAGUGUCCCUCAGUGUGAUGCUUCUAGACCUGUGCCCUACAAAACAUCAACUUGCACUUCUUUCCAGCGGGAGCCAGUUCGCACUACGGUGAACAAGCCCUGGACCCCACCCAAACCUCAAAACCAAUGGCUUCUCCAGGAUUUUGCCUGUCAGAGAAUUCCAUGGAGGAAACCUGAUAUUUCUGGGCCAGUAAUGUCAACGCCCAUCACAAAGGAGCAGAGGCCAGAGAGGGAGGCUAUGAAGAGGAAAGCUCAACUUGAGCGGGAGAAUGCUGCCAAAUUCACCUCGCUGGGGAAAGUGCAAUAUUUCAUCGAGAGAGAAAAAGAAAUGGACAUUUCUCGAUACUAUGGCUAUGCAAAAUAAGAGGUGCCUGGAGUGUUGGUGCCUCACUGGAUACCUACUGUUUUCCCAUAGAUAGAUAUAAAUUUCUCUAUUCUGGUAUAUUUUAAAUCUUAACAAAAUUGAAUAAGUAAAUGUAGUGGAAUUCAUAGAUGAGUAAUAAAGAAGCCUUUUGAGUUUUGAGAUGCUGUUAACUGUGGCUUUCUUUGGUGGGGGUGUGGAUCAAAGGCUGCAUGAGAACAAAAGAAUUGGUAGUUGGAUGGGCAAAUGAGGGACAAGGGGUAAGAACUGAGGAAAUAGAAAGAACUUUGUCUAUGGCCAUAAAGGCUAAAAGGGGAGAGAUGGAUUUAUAAAAAGGAGCAGGAGGUGGUGGGAUGGCAGAAGUGAGAUGCAGGGUCUGGGGUUAGGGUUAAAAAGAUAAAAUCUGAAUAGAGUUGAAAAUGGCGGAUGAGUCUAGAUUGAUCAGGAGAAAUAGAAAAAGUCUCUCGUGGAGGCCGGUCUUAGGUCUCAUGCCCACCAGAUAAGUAUUUUAGAAAACACAUAGUUGGGACAUUUCCCAAAGGUUUGGGUUGCCUUUUCCAUGUCUGAUUGUAGUUAGGGAAGGUGAGGACAAA